Molecule: messenger RNA, 7443 nt
Organism: Colletotrichum chrysophilum
Lineage: Eukaryota; Fungi; Ascomycota; Sordariomycetes; Glomerellales; Glomerellaceae
Product: Type I Iterative PKS
Exons: 2
Coding region: 1-7443 (2480 amino acids)
Biological process (GO): secondary metabolite biosynthetic process; fatty acid biosynthetic process
Molecular function (GO): phosphopantetheine binding; endonuclease activity; fatty acid synthase activity
Source: RefSeq, a predicted model, not a curated record
AUGUCUACCUCCUACAAGAUCCCCAAGUCAGAGCCCAUUGCCAUUGUCGGCACUGGGUGCCGCUUUGCUGGCGAUGUUAACUCCCCUUCUCAACUUUGGAAUCUCCUAUCCAACCCCAAAGAUCUCACACAAAAGGUUCCCGCCAACCGCUUCAAUGUUGAGGGCUUCUUUCACCCGGAUGGAGAGUAUCAUGGUGCCACGAACGCCACCCAAGGCUACUUCCUCGAGCAGGACCACCGCGUAUGGGACGCAGGGUUCUUCAACAUCACGCCUAAGGAAGCGGAGGCUAUCGAUCCGCAGCAACGUAUCGUGCUAGAGGUCGUAUACGAAGCCAUGGAGUCUGCCGGAUACACCCUUUCCCAAUACGCCGGCCGCAAGGUCGCCGUCUACGCCGGUCUGAUGACCGCCGAUUACGACUCGCUAUGCCAGCGCGACGAUAUCACCGCUAGCCAGUACUUCGCCACCGGUAACUCGCGAGCCAUCCUCUCCAACAGGAUAUCCUACUUUUUCAACUUCCGCGGCCCCUCCAUGACCAUCGACACUGCCUGCUCAUCGAGUCUAGUCGCCCUCCACCAAGCCGUUCUCAGCCUGCGAUCCGGCGAGUGCGAGAUGGCCUGCGUGGCCGGCGCCAACAUGAUGAUCACGCCCGAGCAGUUCAUCACCGAGUCCAGCUUGCACAUGCUCAGCCCUACCGGGCGUUCGAGGAUGUGGGAUGUUGGAGCGGACGGAUACGCGCGUGGUGAAGGUUUCGCCGCGCUCUUCAUCAAGCCCCUCUCUCGAGCCCUGAAAGACGGAGACGCAAUCAUCAGCAUUGUCAGAGAGACGGGUGUCAACUCGGAUGGACGAACUCAGGGCAUCACGAUGCCGAACCCCCUGGCCCAGGCCGAGUUGAUCAAGGAUACGUACCGCCGAUCGGGUCUCGACUCCCAGAGCCCCACGGACCGGUGCCAAUAUUUUGAGGCGCACGGGACGGGCACCCAGGCUGGUGACCCUAGGGAGGCGCAGGCUAUUGCUACUGCAUUCUUCGGGAACGAGGCGUCGACUGCCGCCGACAGCGAUGAUAAGAAGCUUGUCGUCGGGUCCAUCAAGACGGUCAUCGGCCACACGGAAGGCGCCGCUGGUCUGGCUGGCCUACUGAAGGUGGUGCACUCCAUGCACAACAAGUCGAUCCCACCCAAUCUGCACCUCGAGACCCUCAACCCGAGCGUCCGACCUUUCUUUGGCCACCUUCGCAUCGCCACUGAGCUCAUCCCUUGGCCCCAGGCCCCGGCUGGCCAGCCUCUGCGAGGCAGCGUCAACUCUUUCGGCUUCGGUGGCACCAACUCCCACGCCAUCAUUGAGCGGUACGAGCCGAGCAUCCACAACGAGGUUGCGAAGCGCUUCGACCAAUCCGUGAAGCUCUCUACCACCAAGCUCUCCGUCGCACACGAUGCUAGCAAGCCCAGCGUUGGUCUGCCUCUGGUUCUCUCUGCCAAGUCGCAGAAAUCUCUGGUCGCGGUUGUUCGCUCCGCUAGGGAGUUCAUGGUUGGUGACCAGACAUCGGCUGAUGAGGUCGCCUACAACCUCUACACCCGCCGUUCCGCCCUGACUUACAGGGUUUCCGUCUCUGGCGACUCUCGCGAUGCAGUCAUUGCCGGUCUGGAUAACCUCCUCUCCAAGGCUGGAUCCUCCUCCAACCCCGAGCUUGGUGUCCGUGCAAAGCUCGACGGCAACAAGCCCAAGAUCCUCGGUAUCUUCACCGGCCAGGGUGCCCAGUGGUCUGGAAUGGGCCGCAAGCUCUUCCACUCCAACUCCGUCUACCGCAGCGCCAUUGAGAAGCUCGAGGAUGUUCUCAAGACCUGCCCCCACCCUCCAACGUGGUCCCUCAUCAAGGAACUCAUCCACCAAGAUGACGCCUCCCGCAUCAACAUCGCCGCCCUCUCCCAGCCUCUCUGCACCGCGGUCCAGAUCGCCCUCAUCGACCUCCUCGCCAGCCUUGGGGUUUCCUUCCACACUGUCGUUGGCCACUCCUCUGGUGAGAUCGCGGCAGCCUAUGCCGCCGGCGUCCUCUCUGCCCGCGACGCCAUGCUCAUUUCGUACUACCGCGGCAUGUCUGCCCACCUUGCCGGCGGCAAGAACGGCCAGAAGGGCAUGAUGAUGGCAGUCGGAAUGACGCGCGCUGAGGCGACUGCUCUCUGCGAGCGCGACGACAUCGAGGGCCGCAUCUGGGUUGCCGCCAGCAACGCGCCGACCAGCGUCACCCUGUCGGGCGACAAUGAUGCUGUGAAGGCGCUGCAGGCCGAGUUGUCUGCGGAGAACAAGUUUGCGCGUCUCCUGGUCGUCGACACGGCGUACCACUCCGCCCACAUGGAGAAGCCGGCUGCGGAGUACAUGCAGGGCUUGGCCGCUUGCGGUAUCGCGCCGAAGCAACGGAACGGAACGGUAUGGGUCUCUAGCGUCUACGCCGAUGGCACGGACCCGAGCGCCGACGAGCUCAAGGCGAGCUACUGGAAGGACAACAUGGUCAAGGCCGUGUCUUUCUACGAAGCUAUUGACCUCGCUCUGAGCUCGCAGGGCCCAUUUGACUGCGCUGUCGAGGUUGGUCCUCACCCGGCUCUCAAGGGUCCUGUUCAGCAGACUGUCAAGGCCGCGACCGGCGGUGCGCUCUCCUACGCUGGUCUCCUCGACCGCAAGAAGGACGAUAGACACGCGUUCGCUGAGUUCUUGGGCUUCACAUGGUGCUACUUUGGCCCUGAGGCGAUUGGAUGGAAGGCUCUGGUUUCCAACUCAACCCAGCCUGGCCUCUUGUCAUCGAAGGUUGAGCUGCCGUCUUACCCCUGGGACCACAGCCAGAUGCACUAUCGCGAGUCGCGCAUCGCUCACCAGUACCACUUCCGCGAGCAGGGGCCCCACGAGCUUCUCGGUGUUCGCACUCGCGACGACACCGAGUUCGAGCUUCGGUGGCGUAACAUCCUCAAGCUUGAGACCAUCCCCUGGAUCCAGCACCACAAGUUCCAGGGCCAGGCUUUGCUUCCUGCCUCCGCUUACUGCGUGCUCGCCUUGGAUGCCGCAAAGGCUGUUCUGAACGGUCGCCCGGCUUCAGUUGUGGAGCUGACAGACCUCGAGUUCAUGAGCGGAAUCUCACUCGAGUCCAACACUUAUGGCAUGGAAAUCCUCGUUGCGCUUAGCAUCCAGCCCCCGGCUACCAAGGGCCGCUUGGCCGGCAAGGUUAUCGAUGGCACCUUCACCAUCACCUCUUGCUAUGCCGACGGUGUUGCGCCGAUGCAGAAGAACUUCACUGGAAACCUGCGCAUCUACCUUGGCGAGCCGUCUGAGGGAGCUCUUCCCGAGCGCGAUCCCGCCAGAGCCGAGACACUGCCGGCCGACACCGAUGCCUUCUACCAGAUGAUGUCGGAGAUUGGCCUGGACUACACCGGUCCCUUCCGCGCUCUCGAGGGUAUUGAUCGCAGAUACAACUUCUGCACCGCCACUCUCAAGAAGUUCCACGACUCGGACACCACCGGCCUGGGAGUCAGCCCCGCGACGCUCGACAGCUGCUUCCACUCCGUUUUCGCCGCCUGCGCAUCCCCGGGUGACAAGUCGCUCUGGACUUCAUUCUUGCCCAGAAGCAUCGAGAAGAUCCGCUUCAACCUUGCGCUCUGCGACGGAAAGCCUGCUGACGGGGCCUCUCUGGUUGUGGACUCCAUCAUUACGCAGGAGAUCCCGCGCACCAAGACCGCGACGACCAAGUUCGUCGGCGACAUGAGCAUCUUCAACACCCGCGGCGAGAUGGAGAUCCAGGUCGAAGGCCUCAUGGUUGCUUCCUUCGCCAACUCGAAGCCCGAGGAUGACAAGGAGCUGUACCUGCACACUGUGAUGGACCUCGACCCCGAACACGAGAUCGUGACUGCCGACAUCAGCAAGGAGGACGUCGCGACUGAGCGCAUCCUGCUUGAGAGCUGUGAGAGAGUUGCGCGAUUCUACAUUCAGGAUGAGUCGGCGAUCAAGGAGAUGGGAGCGCCGCCUACCUUCUUCACCCCGCCAACUUCGCCUCUUGCACCUAAGGUCGCGGGGUCUGAGGCUCAGCCCAGCCCUUGGAAGUACGACACUCAGGAGUCAUUGGAGGCUUUCAUCCUCCAGUCGCCUUUCUAUCAUGCUCUGGAGUUCAUCCGCAUGCUGGGAGAGAACAUACCUGAUGUCCUGCCGGCCAUGAUUUCCACCAUCAUCCAGGAGGCCAAGCAGCUGCACCGCUUCCGCUCCCACGUCAGCCGGGUCGUCUCUCAGAUUGCUCAUCGCUACCCUCGCAUGCGAGUGCUUGGUCUUACAGACCCCGAGGCUGGCCUCUCAGAGCACAUCAUUGGUGGUCUCAAGGGCUCUUUUGUGUCUUACACCAUCGGCACCGAGACCGAGAAGAACUUGCUCGCCAGACUCUCAGGCUCUGAGGCAAUCAAGAAGAAGAUUGACACCGAGCACCUCAAGCUGCUUGAGUCUGAGAACAAAUCGGCCCUUCAACCCUUUGACUUGGUCGUUCUCAACACCUCGGUAGUCAAGGGUAUUGAGCAGCGCGACAGACUCAAGCAGGUCCAGAGCUUGAUGAAGCCAGGUGCUUUCCUCAUCCUCAUCCACGAGUCCAUGAGCCCCCUCCGCGACAGACUUCGCCGCGCCUUUGGUGUGAGGGCCCAGGUCAACGCACCCCUCACUCCUCCCGAGUGGCCCGAUCUCUUGGACGAGUGCGGCUUCGUCCGCGCCGCGAUGAAGGCCGAGCAAUUCUUCGCCCCUGACUUCUCCCUCAUCGUCCGCCAGGCCGAGUCGGAGAUCAAGCAGAUUGCUCUGAACCCGUUCAAUGGCUCUCUGCCCAAGGUGGCGGGACACACUCUCAUCAUUGGCGCCGGCUCCAACUCGGCCGAUCUGGCGGCUGAGGUCCACCAGAAGCUGAUCCCCGCCUGCAGCAUGGUCGACAUUGUCGCCGACUUCGACUCACUCCAACCUGACUACUUCAACGAGGUCAGCAACGUCAUCUUCCUUGCUGACCUGGACGAGCCGAUGAUGAGCACCAUGACAUCCGAGCGUCUUGAUCUCCUCCGCGCCAUCAUGGCGCCUGAGAAGGUCGUGCUCUGGGUCACCAUGAACUCUCGCGCAGGCAACCCUGAGCAUGCUGCCACCUAUGGUUUCUCGCGCUCCAUGCUGGCCGAGAUUCCCAGCUUGAAGCUGCAGAUGCUCGAUCUCGACUCUCGACGCGACUCAGUCGAUGCCGUUGCUGAGACAUUCUUGCGACUGAGCAUGAAGGAACUGCGCGCUGGCGGCAAGGACGGUGAGUUGCUCUGGACGCACGAGAACGAGAUCUUCAUGGAGCAAGGCCACAGACUUGUGCCCAGAGUCAUCCCCUGGAAGGAGGGCAACGACCGAGUCAACUGCCCCCGCAGACUGGUCUCUUCCGAGGUCAACACCCUGGAGAGCUGUGUCGAGGUUGUCUCCUCCCAGUCUGGUGACGGUUCAGCCGUCUACACUGCCAACAUUGUCGAGGGCGAGAUCCUUGACGCCAUUGUCCCUGACCAGAGUGUCAUCAUGGUGAACUACAGCUCUGUCGAAGUGAUCAACUUUGGCCUCAAGUACGCCUCUCACGUCUGCAUUGGUAAGGACGUCUCUACCGGUGAGCAGUCGCUGGCAAUGACCAAGGCCAACUCUUCCUACGUCACGGUGCCCAACUCCUGCGUCUUCCCUCUUGGAGACCGCAAUAUCGAGCCCAAGACCCUCCUCAGCCUUGUCCUUCGCUAUCUGGUCACCUUUUCUCUUGAAGAGGAAAUGAUGGGACAGACUCUCCUUCUUCUCGAGCCCGACACCGUUCUCUUGGAGUGCAUGAAGGAAGUCUUUGAGCCAAAGGGUGUCAAUGUCAUCUCUUGCACCACCACCCCGAUCAAGGUCAGAACCCCUGGCGAGCGCUACAUCCACCCCUACGCCAGCAACCGCGAGCUCAAGGCUCUCUUCCCCUCCGGCGGUGCCUCCAUCAUCGACUUCCUCCCCGAGGGCAGCGAACUCUCCGAGGCCAUCCUCGACUGCCUCCCUGAGAACUGUGAGUACCACUCCCGCUUCUCCCUCCUGACUUCGGAGCACGUCGUCGCCCUCGGAGACUCCAUGGACAUCGAGCCCAUCUGGGAGACCGCCAUCGAGAAGGCGUUGGAGAGCAUGACCGGCAUGAAGGGCCAAAUGGGCAUUCCCAACAUCGACUCCAUCUCUGUGCCCGCCCUCUUGGAUCAGUCUAGCAGCGGCAAGCCCUUCCAGGUCCUCGACUGGCGCGCCGGCCGCACCGUUCAGCACAUUGCCCAGCCGCUCCUGGGAACCCAGCUUCUCCGACCCUACAAGACCUACGUCCUCGUCGGCCUCACCCGCGACAUGGGCCAGAGUCUCUGCAACCUCUUCUACGAGCACGGGGCGCGCCACUUGGUCCUCGCCAGCCGCAACCCCAACAUGAACCCGCAGUGGAUCGAUGAUCUCGCCGCCAAGGGCUGCGAGGUGCGCAUCGAGAGGCUCGACGUCACCAGCAUCGAGAGCGUGAGGGCCUUCAAGGAGAGGCUUGCUGCCGAGAUGCCUCCCGUCGCUGGUGUCAUCAACGGCGCCAUGGUCCUAGACGACCGCGUCUUUGCGCAGAUGGACGAGAACACCUGGCAGAGGGUCAUGCGCCCCAAGACGGUGGGCUCCAGCAACCUCGACGAGAUCUUCUCUGACUCUGAUAUGGAGUUCUUCAUAAUGACUUCCUCCUUCGCUGCCCCCGGUGGCCACGGAGGACAAUCUAACUACGCCGCAGCCAAUAUGUACAUGAACGGCCUCGCCGCCAACCGCCGCCUCCGCGGUCUCCCCGGCUCCGUCCUCAACAUCGGUGUCAUCUACGGCCUCGGCCUGCUCCACCGCGAGCGCAACGACAUCUACGCCUUCCUCGAGAAGGACGGGUACCCGCCCAUCUCGGAGCGCGACAUCCACCACAUGUUCCUCGAGGCCAUCGUCACAGGCCGCCCCGUCGACGGCCAGAUCUACGACAUCACCACCGGCCUGAGCCGCUACAGCACCGCGAACCCGGACCCGCUGCACUGGCACCGCGACCCGCGCUUCUCGCACUUUACGGUUGAGGACGACGCAUCGGCCGCGGAGGAGGGCGAGGGCAAGCAGAGUCUCAAGGAGACGCUGCGCGGCGUGGUGGACGGCGGGGUAGAUGCCGUCGCGGAGGUGCUGACGGAGGGGUUUGCGCGGUACCUUGAGACUGUGCUGGGCCAGAGCGAGGGGAGUGUGAAGGGCGAGCAUAGUGUGGGCGAGCUCGGUAUGGACUCGCUUGUUGCUGUGGAGGUGAGGGGGUGGUUCUACAAGGUUGUCGAGAGGGAUGUGUCUGUGAUGAAGAUUUUGGGGAGUGCGAGCGUGGCGAAGUUGUGCCAUGAGGUGUCUGAGGGGUUUGUGGGUGAGAGGGUGACGGCUUGA